AUUUGUUUCACUGCGGCAAUCUCUUUCUGUCUCUCUCUUUCUUCGUAUCCCUUUACAUUAUGACCAUACGUUCUUCAUACAAACAAGAUAUAUUAGACUUGAACUAUUGUCUUUUCAAUCAAGCAGCAGCUACAACAUUGAUACGCAAUGAUAGUGUCAUGAUGGUCAAUCCACGCAACCCUGGACAUCAACAAUCCAAUCUCUGCUGUCGGAUACGUAUUGACAAAGAAGAUCAAUCCGCUUUUGAUACCUUUUUACAAGCGACAAUGGACCGGUUCCUGCGUUUAGGUUUACAACCAAGGUAUAUUGUAGAUGAAUUAGCAACGCCUUCACUGGAUACUUUGGCGACUUGGUUCAAGAACAAUAAACAAUAUACAUUUCAUGUUGAACGUGAUACGGAUAUCAUUAUGUCCUGUACUUUUGAAGAUUUCAAGAAGAUAAAAAAAAAUAAUUCAUCUAUGGUACGCAAGGCAACAUUGGAAGAUGUAGAAGAAUUGACACAAUUGAUAGGCGCAGCUUUUGGAUACAAUAAUGAUAAUACAUGGUUACGAUACAAGCUCACGACUCAAAUCAAUGAUCCACAAACACAGAUUUAUGGCCUUGUUGAAAAUGGACAACAGUUUCUAAGUGUCGCUAUUUUGAAUGCACCAGAUGGUCUUCCUGAUUUGAUCCAUGUCAACGUCUGUGGUACUCAUCCUGAUCAUCAACGAAAAGGGUUAGGUCUGAUAUGUCUUCAACAAGCGUUAGGACAAGAAUUACAACAAGGACAAACUGCUUAUUUGGAAGUAUAUGAUGACAUUGUACAUGCUCAGCGUAUGUAUGAAAAAUUAGGAUUCAAGGCUCAAGGUACUAUGGAUUCAUUGACGGUCACCCUCCCUCGACAAUAGAUUGGAUAUAUAUAGAGAGAGAGAGUUUAGUUAGACAAAUGAAAAUAGAUGUAUACUUUGUUGAUCUUAUUUUUGAUAUUAAUAAAUAAAAAUAUAUAUGUAUUUUAUUUAUAUCAUAUAUGAUAUUUAAAAAAAA
Messenger RNA from Halteromyces radiatus, 1023 nucleotides. Its product is annotated as acyl-CoA N-acyltransferase. Lineage: Eukaryota; Fungi; Mucoromycota; Mucoromycetes; Mucorales; Cunninghamellaceae. The coding region runs from base 60 to 887 and encodes 275 amino acids. The transcript has a single exon. Gene Ontology annotation, molecular function: acyltransferase activity, transferring groups other than amino-acyl groups. The record is from RefSeq and is a predicted model, not a curated record.